AUGCUUCCUACGAUCGUUCGCCGCGCGGCCGAAGCAGCUGGCUCCAAAUUCACAGUCUUCACCAACCCGUACCGAACGAAAAAAGUCUGGCCUCCCAACUUCACGAACCUGUCCCCUCAGUCACAACUGCGAUUUGAGAAGAAGUACAAGAGACGCCUAGCAUUAGUUUAUGCGCGACCGAGAUGGAACAAGGCUGUUAAGCUUGCGCAGUUGGCAACUGUCAUUGGUUUCCUUGGCUGGACAUUUUUCUUCUCCGAGCUCGAGUUCUUUGGCAAGGAAUACAGGCCAUCGGAAGAGAUCCGAAAGCGUGUGCGCGGUCUGUUUGGCACAAUCGAGUCUGACAAACGAUACGAACGUCGCAGAGAUGCGCCCGAAGCACCCGCUCCCAUCGAGACCCCCAAAUAG
Colletotrichum scovillei is the source of this 405-nucleotide messenger RNA. RefSeq lists its product as uncharacterized. The coding region runs from base 1 to 405 and encodes 134 amino acids. The record is from RefSeq and is a predicted model, not a curated record. NCBI's taxonomy places the organism in Eukaryota, Fungi, Ascomycota, Sordariomycetes, Glomerellales, Glomerellaceae. The transcript is spliced from 3 exons.